CUCUGCACACCCUCCCCCAUCCUCCCACCGCCUCGUCCCACCCCGCUGGAGAAGGACAAGGUUAAAGCAGGCAUCGGAAUAUACGGAAGGAAAACAUGGAAAAUGGGCUCACCACCCAGGUGGCCUUCCCAUCUGCUGGCUCUCUCUGUGGCCCCCACGUCCUUGCCCGGAUGUGGUGGCGUCCAGGCUCGGUGGUGCUGCGAGGUCCGCUCGCACGUGGCUGGGUAGACAGCUCGCAGUAACCAGGUGGACCUGCCGGUGCCCGCUCCUAACCCAGCCGCCCCCAGCCCGCAGCCCUGGCUCCGCCCCAGCCCGCCGCUCAGCGCGCAUUGGUGCGGCUGGCUGUCAGUCCCUGCGCUCUGGGGAGGGGGCGCCGCCAGGCUGCGGUCCCUCUGCAGAGGGCUGCUCGCGUGCAACGGUGGCUUCCCGGCGGCCUGGCGCCCAGCCCCGCAGCGCCCCCUUUCCCUACUGGGCAGCAAGGACCCCCGGCCAAGGACCCCAGCAUCCUCGGUUGCUCUUUAAAUAAAACAAGUCUCUCAAGUAAAGGGCUUUCAUGAAGAAAUUAAAGAGAGAAAUUACAAUUAAUGGAGAAACUAGGCAUUUUGCAUACUGAAGAAACCACCUCAAACACCUGUAUGCAAUAAAACGAAAGGAGUGAAUACAUCUAGAAGAAAUUUGCUUAGUAUAAUAUUUUUGCCCAGCUUUUUGUCCUAAACGGCUGCUAAAGAAGAGAGAAUAUCAUCUGCUAGUGAAAGAGUGUAAUGUAAAAAUGGAGACCCGAGUUUCUGAGAUUCAAGUAGAAAGCAAGGAAGAGAAGAAAGCAGCAGAAGUUAGUCCUCAGGAUGAGAAGCAGGAGGAAAAAUCAUCGACACUUUGCUUCAAGAGGAGAAAGAAAUCAGCCAAAGCAAUGAAACCCAAAGCUAGCUCUGAAGCUGGUGAUGUGGCAGCAAAAUGUCCCUCAGAAGCAGGAGCUCCUGAUCAACCACCACCCCCCGGAGGGACCUGGGCCUCAAUCAAACGCCUUGUAACACGCAGGAAAAGGUCUGAUUCUUCAAAGCAGCAAAAGCCCUGUGAGGCCAAAGUACAACCUGAAAUCAAUACUGAGGAUGCUGCUGUUUCUAAGAAAAAGGCAAAAUCCAGACUUAAGAUUCCCUGCAUAAAAUUCUCAAAAGGGGAGAAAAGAAGUAAUCAUUCCAAAAUUAUAGAAGAUGCAGACUGUAGCAUCCAAGUUCAGGAAGAGGCUGAAAGACUGGAUACAAAAUCUCCAACCCAAUCAGAUGCCCAAGCAACAAAGACCCAGCUGACCCAGGAUGUAUGUGGAGACGUCUCACAGAAAGAAGGUGAUGAGGUCUGUGAAUCACAUGUGAGCAACAGCAGUACUUCUCCUGGCGAGGAGGUGAUUUCAGUAGAACUUGGGUUAGACACAGGGCAUCUGGCUAUUCAAACAGGAACUCAAAUCCUUGAAAAAGAUACUGAAACGACUGAGGAAAAAGAAAGUAUCCAGUCCCAGCAAACAAGCCCACUUGAAACUUCAGAAACAGAACAUCAGCUACCGGUGGUUUCUGAUGCUCCCCCCUCACCUGCAAUCCCAGAUCAACAAAUUGAGGAAGAAGCCAGAAACAGUCCCCUAGAAAGUGGACCAAACUGGAAAGACCAUGAAAGUGGAGAGGUUGUAGCUGAAGAGAUUAAGCCAAAAGAUAAUGGAUUGAGCCAGGAAUCAGAUGUUAAAGAAAUUGAGAUCAGUGCAGAGAGACCCAAAACAGAAGAAAGCAAAAGAAUGGAACCAAUUGCUAUUAUUAUUACAGACACUGAAGUUAGUGAAUUUGAUGUUAAGAAAUCUAAAAAUGUCCCUAAGCAAUUCUUAAUUUCAACUGAAAAUGAGGAAGUAGGGGAUUUUGCUGAGUGUGGUUUUGAGGGUAGAACUUCAGAACAGUAUGAAACACUCUUAAUUGAAACCGCUUCUUCUCUUGUCAAGAACGCCAUCCAGUUGUCGAUAGAACAGCUGGUUAAUGAAAUGGCCUCCAAUGGUAAUAACAUAAACAAUCUUCUACAGUGACUCAAUUUCCAAACCAUGGGAGGGGGAAAAGGUUUAAUGAUGAAUUGUUUUACAUAUCUGUGGCAUUUCUUAUUAAGUAACAAAUGAGAGAGGUUUUCAUCUGUGGGAUUUAAAAGUGUAAUCUCAGCCCAGAAGCACGGAAGAAUUCAGUUUAUCAAACCCUGCCUACCACUAAAAUGCAGUCACUUUUGGAUGGAGAAGGUCAGUACAUUCACAAGGCCAAGUGAGUUGCUAAAUACAAGGAGUUGCUAAAAUGGCAUGUGGAGAUGGGGGUGCCUGAGGGAAGGAAGAUGUGUUUAUUGAGCACUUACAAAAUGCCAUAGUCUCUUCAAUGUCCUUUGAUGUCACAAAGCCUGGUUUCCUUUUGAUAAUUCAACUCUGUGUAUGGGUUAACACUGCAUUCAGUUUUCAAAAACAUUUUAGUUACAGUGCACAUUUAUGUUGUUUAAAGUGGUGAAUCAGGUGAGCUUUUUGGUGUGAAUGUGUGCAGAGGAUGUCUAGUCGAAUUAAACAUUAGUGGUUUUUUUAGUCUUGCUCAAGGCCCUUUAAAAAAAAGCUGUUCACAAAUUACUUCAAACGGGCAAAUAAUUACCAAGUGCAAAGCCGUGGGAACAGGGCGUACCUUUUUGCUCUUCAUCUUCUGCCCCAAACAGACUUGCACAAAUCUACUUCUGCAUGGGAUCAUCUGAUGAAAAGGUAAAAACAAAACAACAGCAACAACAAAACAAAAAGAAUAGUAUUGUCCUCCCAGGAGAAGGCAAACUUCCCACCUAACGAGCUCUCGUGUUCAGCGUGGAUUUGUGCUGCAGGGUCACUUCUCUGAAGACCAGGCUCAUCAACUCUCCUCAGAGUGCGGAGAGUGGGUUCAGAGCCAGCCUGGCAGUAAAAGUCCUGGGGAAUCAUCAUAAUUUAUUUAGUAAAAAAAUUACUCAUUCUUGACCAAGAAUGAGCCAAGCGAAUAGAGAGUAAAAAGUUACCUCUUAAGCACAUCAUUUUAAAUGUCAGUGUUCUCUCAUUGUGCCUAUGUAUUGAGAGACACCAGUAAAAAAAUUUUACAUGGAUAUGGAAUUUUUUUCACCAUUUUUUUCAUUAUAGUUAAUCCCUUAACAACAACAAAACUUAUAAGGGCUUAUUUGCAUUUUAUUUAAUUAUUUAAAUCAUUGAUCUCAUGAAUGAAUGCCAUGUUUUUUUAAAAGGUGAUUCUAUUUCAAUAUUUUCUUGUGGCCACAGUACUGUAAAUAUCCUUCCUUACCUCCCAGGAUGGGCUUCAGAUUGUACAGUCCCGCGCUGUCUAAACUCAGUGAUGGGGUUAUUCUGAAAGCAGGUAAAUAAUGAAGAGCUUUCACCAGAGUUGUAAGGUAUUUGGUAAGAGAGAAAAGAAUUUGUUCUUAGAGAAAAGAAUGUAACAUUAGAUGACUUUAAAUGAUCUGGAGACUUCUUGAAUUAUUUCUGGAUUGCAUAUAGAGAGUAUGUGCUAAUUUGUCCUAGAGCAUCUUUGUUUCUUUCUGUAAGGACAUAUUGAGACCUCUGGCAGAAAAAUCUAAUCUGAUUUUGGAACUGAACAAUGGAUAUUAUUAGCAAGAUUCUUUGCUGAAGUGCAGAAGUAUUCCCCUACUUCAUGCUUAUAAACUUGGGAGGGGGAGCCCACCAAAAUCCUUCAAUUUGGCAAGAUAAAAAGCAAAUCAUUCAAAACACAUGACUUCCCCCUGCAAUUUUUUUACUUGUAUAACUUUAAACAUUAAAAAAAAAAGACUACUUAGUCAGCCUCCCUAAUAAUCUUUUAAAUUCACUAUAUGGUGCUAAUGAACUUGGAUAGCCACCAGCAAAUAUAUAUUUGAAAGUGAACAAUUUAAAAAACCUGAUUGAAGUUGGUGCAUUUUACAGUGUUUGAAGAACCCUUCCUUCAUUAACUGCAAGGGAGGCUCAAGCCAAUAUACUUGCAUUGUAAGUUUUUAAUCUCUCAUGAACAAGCAAAAAGUACAGCACUUAUCAGUUAUUGAAAAUAUUUUGAAAGAUUUAGAUGUAUUUAUUUGGGAGUUUUAAAGACAGAUACUAGGUUAAUAUGUGUAGUAAAUGGUUUUUUUUGUUAAGAAAGUAACAUUUUAUCUCUUCCUGUGUCUACACACACUACAUACACACUGUGGUUUGAUAUAUAUUUUUGAUUAGAAUGUAUUAUACAUAGUGGAUUGUUUUUGUGAUGAGAAUACUCUGUUUGCAUUCAUUCUUAAGUGGUUUCUCCUCAGUCUUUUCUACUGAAAAUAUCUAGUGAAUUAAGUAAGUAGGAUUCCAGUUUGAAAAAGGAACCCAGACAUUAAUUGGUUUCAAUCUGAUUAGGUAUAUCUUCCAUGUAGAUUAAAACCUACAGUGAAUUCUGAGAUGACCCAAAUUGUUUUGUUUUAUAGAAAUAACUAGGAAUCAGAUAACUAAGAAAUCACUCUUAAGAUUUUUUAUUAUAGCAUUUUAAGCAAUUUGAUUUUAUAUGUAAGACAUUAAAUGAAUAUAAAUAGGUUCUUAUUCAAUUCACAACCCUUUGACAAUAUUAAAUCAAUCAUUUAGAAGGCAAUUUAAUAACAGCACAUUAAUUUUCAUUUAAAUGUGCUGUGGCAUAAACAUUGCCUUCAGUAAACAUUAAUUGGUGGGGGAUUCAGUUGCUUUGAACCCAGAAGUUUACAGGGCUGGUUGGUUUACUUGGUCGGCUUUUCAGCAUAUUGCCUUCCUCCUGUCAAGAACCAAGUAUCGUUCAGUUUGCUUUACAACCCAGAGAAUACGAAAAUCCUCCUCUAUUUUAUGUUAUAUUAUUCACUUCACAUUUUCUCAAAGUGCUUUAUAGGAUAUAAAAACAGUACCUGGUAACAUUUAGGCAAAGGCAGCGGGAAACAAAAGAACUUUCAAACAGAAGCUACGUGGCCUCCUCCGCUUCAAACAACACGGUAAUAAGCAUAUGGCCCAAAUGGGGCUCUUCAGGAAAAUCUGUCUGCACAAUUUCCCUUCAAGGUAAUCUAUUUGACAAUACAAAAUCUGUGAUGAUCUUAAUUGGACUACUAUUCAAUAAUGUCUUAGAAACUCUGAUUUAUUUCUAAGAGAUUGUGUUUCUUCAUAAGCUCGUGUGAUCAGCCUUCCUGCCAAAGGCUUUUACAGACAUGGAUUAUAUAUAGCAGGGCAUGCCGUCCUGAGUUAGCUUCAUAAAUGUAUGACUUCAAGUUGCCUUAUAUUUUAUAAUUAAGAGCUAUUUUUUCUCAGGACUAAUAAUGGAGUUUUAAAAAUAAUUGUUAAACUUUCAAAUCCCAUUGUUGGAAAAGAUCCUUUUCACGUCAACCUUAUUUAAUUAGGUAAAGUCUUUCUAAUUUCAUCUGACACUUAAUACAUCAGGGGUUGACUUUUCUGCCCAUCAUUUAAGGUUUAGAAUUCUUUAGGUUCAAAUUCCAGUGAUAUUUUAUUAUAUAACAUAAAAAGUUUCUUAUUUUAUAGGAUUCAAAAUUUUGAUGUAUAGUACAUUUUAUGGUGCACUUUUGAAAAGAAUUUUUUGUAAUCCCUACUUAGUUAUAAAUAUUUAACAGAAGGAAGCUAUAUAAAAUGUAGAUGUCAUGAUUAAAUUCAGUUCGACUCCACAUGUGCUGGGUGUAAGAUACGCCAAACACUCUGACGCAGGGACAGGCUCCCUGCCCUCCAGGAGCUCAACCUGAGGAGCGGCACCGACAGGCUCCGGGUCAGGGCUGAAGGCACAGAGCCACGGGCAAUGCAGGAUCUCAAGUGCUAGGAAAGGGACAAUAAAAAAAAGACAAAUUUAUCUGGUGUGGGGAGGUGGUCAUAUAAAUACAGGCACAGAUUGAAAGCAUUCAGUUUCUAAAUAGUUAAAUGGUAUAUUCUGGUUUGUGAAGAAAAAGCCUGCAUAAUGUUAUAUAUAUUUAUAGUAGUUCUUUGUGCAGUGUUAAGUGGAUGAGCUGUUAUGAAAAGUAAAAAUUCCAUUUCGUAUUUCUAUAUUACUGUGGGUCAGAUGCUAAUAAUAUUCAAGAAAUACUCUAGAAAAAAGGCUUCAACCUGAACACAUGUAUUGACUAUUAAUACAGACUUAAUAUUAUACUGGCUCAUGUUUAUUUUAUGUAUCCAAAUCUUUUCAUAGAAAUGUGGUACAUUACUUUCUUUUCUUAAAACUGUAAAGACUGCCCUGGCUGGAGUGGCUCAGUGGAUUGAACGUGGGCCUGUGGGCCAGAGGAUUGCGGUUCGAUUCCCAGUCCGGGCGCUUGCCUGGGUUGCAGGCCAGUUCCCAGUGGGGGACGCAUGGGUGGCAGCCAUGCAUCGAUGUUUCUCUCCUUCUCUCCUUCCCUUCCCCUCUGAAGAUAUAUAGAUAAAAUCUUUAAAAAAGAAAAAAAAACUGUAAAGACCACGCUGGUGAACUACUGAAGCAACACCACAGAAAAGUUCUCCUCUGCUGAUUGAUUGGGGGUGGGGCCAACUGCACCACAAUGGGCCUCAAAGAGCCCGCCUUCAGCAAAGAGAAACACAGACACCUAGACCUGGAAUUCAAUUUCACUGAACUAAUCCCAUGUGAAGGGUGAUUCUGACUUUGAUGCCUUCUGUGAACUGGACAGAAAAGUACACUUGUUUCCAUCAUCUCUCGCUAUAGUUGUUUCUACAGUGUAUUAAACUAUAACAAUAAUA
This is a messenger RNA of Artibeus jamaicensis (Jamaican fruit-eating bat), 6715 nucleotides long. It is a transcript of the gene AKAP5, whose product is annotated as A-kinase anchoring protein 5. Gene Ontology annotation, biological process: positive regulation of adenylate cyclase activity. The transcript is spliced from 3 exons. The coding region runs from base 770 to 2056 and encodes 428 amino acids. Lineage: Eukaryota; Metazoa; Chordata; Mammalia; Chiroptera; Phyllostomidae. The record is from RefSeq and is a predicted model, not a curated record. Gene Ontology annotation, cellular component: excitatory synapse; postsynaptic density; dendritic spine. Gene Ontology annotation, molecular function: adenylate cyclase binding; beta-2 adrenergic receptor binding; calmodulin binding.